UGACCAGGAAACAGCCAUCUGCUUGAGGCAUUUGGAGGUCUCUCCAUAUAUAAACCCAAAAAUGCUUCAUGAGUCCUUCUUGAAGCGUCGUGAGCAGGUAGUGAGGUCCAAGCAACUCUUCCUGGAGCUUUUUCUCUUUUGGAUUUCUUAUCUCUGUCACCAACAAGAGAACUGAAUCUCCACGCCAUUCCACCACUGAAGUGAGAUGCUCUGACUUGCUGUUUAACCCUCUGAAAACACCCACCUGAAUUCUCUGCACUCAACAGAGGAGCCCAAGGAUAAACCCUCCAGUAAAUCCUAUGUGACUGAAGAUAUAGGAGCCUGACUUUGUCCUUCACCUUCACCCAAAAAGAGAUGGAACUCGGCGAGAUCGUGGUGACUGAACAUUCCAGUGAGAGGCAGAUGUACAAGAGGCAGGUGCCAAGAGCCCAGGACCUGCUGUGGAGAAGCGGAAACUGGAUCCACCAGGGUUUUGGGUAUCUCACAGGAGAAAUGAAAGAAUACGGAGAGUGGAUGAAAAACAAGCCCUUAAUGGUCCAGCUGGUGGACUGGAUCUUGCGAGGGACCUCUCAGGUGAUGUUUGUCAACAACCCCCUCAGCGGGCUGAUCAUUUUGGCGGGGCUUUUCAUCCAGAGUCCCUGGUGGAUGCUCACGGGCUGCACCGGAACCGCCGUGUCCACGCUGACCGCGCUGGCUCUCAGUCAGGACAGAUCAGCCAUCUCAGCUGGGCUGCACGGCUACAACGGGAUGCUGGUGGGAUUGCUCAUGGCCGUCUACUCCAGCAAAGGGGAUUACUACUGGUGGCUUCUCCCUCCGGUGGUAGUUAUAUCCAUGGCCUGCCCAGUCCUAUCCAGUGCUUUGGGAUCCAUCUUCAGUAAAUGGGACCUUCCUGUUUUCACUCUGCCCUUCAAUAUUGCGGUGACUCUCUACUUGGCAGCCACAGGGCACUACAACCCCUUCUUCCCCACAACCCUCAUCAAGCCUGUGGCUGCAGUGCCCAACAUCACCUGGUCUGCCAUCAGUGUGCCAUUGCUCCUACAAUCCAUCCCAGUUGGGGUUGGUCAAGUGUAUGGUUGUGGAAACCCCUGGACUGGAGGCAUUUUCCUUGUGGCUUUGCUUAUCUCCUCCCCACUGAUUUGUUUACAUGCUGCAAUUGGAUCGACAGUGGGGAUGUUUGCAGCACUGAGCAUUGCAUCCCCAUUUGACAGCAUCUACCUUGGCUUACACAACUACAACUGCGCGCUGGCCUGCAUCGCAAUCGGGGGCAUGUUCUACGCCCUGACCUGGCAGACACACCUGCUGUCACUGGCCUGUGCAUUAUUUUGUGCCUACUCUGGAGCAGCCCUUGCUAACGCUCUCUCUGUGCUCGGGCUGCCAGUCUGCACCUGGCCUUUUUGUUUCUCCGCACUCCUCUUCCUGCUGAUCAACUCAGAAAACCCAGCCAUCUACAAAAUCCCCCUCUCCAAAGUCACCUACCCUGAAGCCAACAGGAUCUACUACCUGAGGAUGAGGAGAAGGGCCUCGGAGAUCAGGAGGGAGGAGCAGAAGCGGAAGGAGCAGAAACCCCCCCACGACUCAAAAAUAAGCACAGGAGUCACCCCCCUGUGCACCCCCAAGAACCGCCACGCUCACAGGGACCUCAGCAAGCUGGAAAAAUCAGCUGACAAGGACCUGAUGAAGUUCGGGAAAGAGAAGUGCGAAGUUCCAAAUCUGAGGAGGAACAAUUCCAUGCAGCAGCACAUGACUGAGGCCAUCCAGCUGGAAAUUAUCAUGGCAGAAAAGGCCCUGGGGGGCCCUGGUGAUCACCAAGGAAUUCCUCUAAAAACAGGCUGCACACAGAGAGCUGGCUGCCCCGCAGACUUCACAGCAACAAUUUGGAGAAUGCAAGAGAGAUACAAUGGCCGCAAUUGUGCGGUGGCAGGUCCUUGGGCAAACAAACGCCACGCCGCAAAUUUAAAACCCUCUCGAUUUACGGAGAGAAACACGAAUUUUGGCAGGGAGAGAGGAAAAUUCCGGAAAGAAGAGAAAGUACUAGCAUCCUGCUCCAGGUCCUCAAUUCAGCAUGCAGGGAAAACACCUUGGGCGUGGGUCACACAGCAUCACUCUGCAGUGCAGCAGCACUUGGCUUUGCGGAUUUUACCAAAGGGCCAGAAAAACAACAUGGAAAACAUUGUUGAUGUCAAGAUAGACACCAUGGGGGAAAGAAAGCCAAUGAGGCAGAAUCCACUGAGCAAAGGUGGGAAGAGAGUCUGCAAAGCUGUCGGGUACAUCACUGGAGACAUGAAGGAAUUUGGAGCCUGGCUAAAAGAUAAACCUCUCAUGAUCCAGUUUUUUGACUGGGUGCUGCGUGGGAUAUCCCAGGUGAUGUUUGUCAACAACCCCGUGAGUGGGCUGAUCGUCCUUGCUGGCUUUGUGCUGCAGAACCCUUGGUGGGCACUCACAGCGUGUUUGGGCACAGUUGUCUCCACCUUAACAGCACUCAUUCUGGGUCAGGACAGGUCAGCCAUAGCAGCCGGCCUGUAUGGAUACAACGGGAUCCUGGUGGGAUCACUUAUGGCCGUCUUCUCCUCUAAGGGAGACUACUACUGGUGGCUCCUGCUGCCCAUAGCACUGCUGUCCAUGACCUGCCCUAUUUUCACCAGUGCUUUAGCUUCAGUCUUCUGUAAGUGGGACCUGCCUGUUCUCACCUUGCCUUUCAACUUGGCCUUGACCCUCUAUCUGGCUGCAUCAGGACCACACAACCUCUUCUUCCCUACCACUGUCAUUCAGCCUGCAACAGCAACACCAAACAUCACCUGGACAGAUGCUGAAAUCACAAUGUUCCUGCAUGCAGUGAUCGGCUCAGCAGUGGGGAUGCUGGCAGGGCUGAGCUUGGCAACGCCGUUUAGCCAGAUCUACUCCGGGCUGUGGGGCUACAACAGCUCCCUCUCCUGCGUUGCCGUCGGGGGCAUGUUCUACGCCCUCACCUGGCAGACACAUCUGCUGGCUAUUGCCUGCGCACUCUUCAGUGCCUACCUGGGAGCAGCAGUGUCCAGCAUGUUGUCUGUGUUUGGGGUGCCAUCAGGAACCUGGUCUUUCUGCUUGUCUGCACUGACUUUCCUGCUAAUAACCACGACCAACUCUGCCAUCUACAAGCUGCCACUCUCCAAAGUCACCUACCCAGAAGCCAACAGAGCUUAUUAUCUGAAGAUGAGGAAACAUCAAAGGUCUUCCUGCGAGGCAUGAAGAUCCAAGAAGAGAGAUACUUGGCAGAUUUUAAGGCGACACCACAAGGUGCUUCCUCAAUAGACUGUGAUUUGUGUGCUGCAAAGUCAAACACCACCUUCUGAAUGGUCAGACUUUCUCCACCACAUCUUGUUUGUUCUAUUUGGAAUGGAAUUUCUAUUAGAUAUAGAAACUGUGUUGGAAGGACCUACUCCAAGACCAGCCUGUAAUGAUUUUAAAGCACAUAUGUCUGAAAAAAACACUUGAAUAAUAAAGCAAUGGGGAAAUCACUUAGAAGUUGUAAAGAAAAAUCUCUUUGUGAAAGUGAAGGCACAGCAAUCAGAUGUAAGGCAAUGAAGAGCAUCUUUCAGCAUCUGAGGGGACUCCUAAUAAAUGGCUAAAACCAGCUAAUGACAGCAAUAGGAUACAUCUUAGAUAGCUUCAUAGUAGCAGAGAAGUGCAAUAAAGAGUACCCUUUGCCAAGUAUGAAACAGGUGGUGAAGAAUUCUACCUGGAGGACCUCUCGAGCCCUGUGGAGAGAGAUGUGAAUUAGCAGCCAUCAAGCAUAAGAUGGGGAUGAUUUUCGUGAUUUCUGUGUUAAUCUCAUGAUUUUUUUUUUUUUUUUAAUACUUGAACUUGGUGAUGGGUUAACACAGGAGGGGACAGCAAAAAAAUAGUCACUGCUGUCCCUUUCCUGUGCAAUAAAGUGGCUCUGUUCAGUCUAUGCACAAGUAGAACCAAUUAGAGCUGAUCUCCUUGACCUCUCUAUCUGCACUAACCCACUCAGACCACCAAUACCAAACACAGCAAAAUGUUGUUC
Empidonax traillii (willow flycatcher) is the source of this 4024-nucleotide messenger RNA. RefSeq names its product urea transporter 2-like. NCBI's taxonomy places the organism in Eukaryota, Metazoa, Chordata, Aves, Passeriformes, Tyrannidae. Gene Ontology annotation, cellular component: membrane. Gene Ontology annotation, molecular function: urea transmembrane transporter activity. The transcript is spliced from 22 exons. Gene Ontology annotation, biological process: urea transmembrane transport. Bases 355 to 3225 code for a protein of 956 amino acids. The record is from RefSeq and is a predicted model, not a curated record.